AUGUCUUCCUCCAGCGAUCACACCUGGAAGGCCGCCAGUCCGCAAGCAGUAGAGCAAUGGUUGAAGACCUCCAAAGCGGUCGCAAUUCAUCUCCAACUCAUGUUCCAAAUGGAAUGGCCAGAGGAAUUCAGCCAGUUUGAACACAUGCACAAGGCUGCCCGCUGGAUACAUCGAGAGAUUGACCAGGGACUGUGGAUCGGUAAAGUAAUUGUGUAUAAACUUGGGAGUAGCGUUCACCUCGACGGUAACAAUGUCUGCCCCACUGCCACAUACUGUUUAGGCGCUUUCAACGGCAGACAUAUGGAGAUUCUGGACCUCGAGGCAUGUCUUCUCUACAAGCCAGGUGAUGUUAUAAUAGGCUGGAUGAACGUUCUCUUCCACCGCGUCUCCCCAUGGGACAUCUCAGAACCGUUCCCGGAUGAAGUAUCCAAGUUCCUGGAGGAAUAUAAAGUCACCUCAGGGCAUGUUUCCGUAGUUAGUUUUUUCCCUGAGUCUGCUUAUACUGCUUUGAAGGAUAAACCAGAGGGUUGGGCAAGGACCACAAGUUUUGGUCGUAGAAAGAUACACUGCUGA
This is a messenger RNA of Marasmius oreades (fairy-ring Marasmius), 573 nucleotides long. RefSeq lists its product as uncharacterized. The record is from RefSeq and is a predicted model, not a curated record. The coding region runs from base 1 to 573 and encodes 190 amino acids. The transcript has a single exon. Lineage: Eukaryota; Fungi; Basidiomycota; Agaricomycetes; Agaricales; Marasmiaceae.